Molecule: messenger RNA, 615 nt
Organism: Aegilops tauschii subsp. strangulata
Lineage: Eukaryota; Viridiplantae; Streptophyta; Magnoliopsida; Poales; Poaceae
Biological process (GO): DNA integration
Molecular function (GO): nucleic acid binding
Source: RefSeq, a predicted model, not a curated record
AUGGUGGCCGUCUUCGCCGUGGUGACGGCCCCAUCUUGGGCCCUGCCCAUCUCGGAGUUCCUGGAGAACGGGGUUCUCCCCAUGGACGAGAACGAAGCUGAACAAGUGCAGCGUCGGGCGUCCGCCUACAACAUCAUCAACAACGAACUCGUCAAGCGCAAUUCGACGGGCGUUUUUCAGUGUUGCGUGGAGCAGGACAAGGGCAUAGAGAUCCUCUUUGACAUACACCAGGGCGAGUGUGGGCACCACGCCUCCUCGAGGUCCCUGGUAGCAAGGCUUUCCGCCAUGGUUUCUACUGGCCCACGGCCCUCCAAGACGCUGAAUCACUUGUCCUCAACACGGCCAAUCAAGAAGCUGGACGGGCCAACAGCCGUCCGGUUCGUCAAGGACAUAGCGGUGCACUAUGGCGUCUCGAACAGCAUCAUCACAGACAACGGCACCAACUUCGCCAAAGGCGCGCUCGCGCAGUAUUGCUCCGUCUCCGGCAUCCGCCUCGACUUGGCCUCCAUGGCCCGCCCUCAGUCCAACGGGCAGGUCGAGCGGGCCAACGGCCUUAUUUUAUCAGGCAUCAAGCCGCGGCUCGUCGAGCUGCUCGUCCGUUCACCUAGCAGCUAG